AUGAAGGACGUAUUGUCCCGAGCCUGGGCUCAAGUAAGAUGGGAAGAAGAUGUUGCAAGUAGGGCCAAGACCUAUCCAAAGUACGAUUAUAAGUCCUCAAAUCCGACUAGGAAUGAUCGUGAUGAGCCAACUCAUCCCAAGUCCGCUAGGGAGACUAGCAACCCGAGCAGGGGCAGGUAUCAGCAUCGCCCUUUACCUAGAUCCGAAAGAAUGAUGGUAUCUACAUGGCCCGAUAUCUCCCAUCUUGCGAUAUCAAAGCCGGAGCUAAUCGGUGUCCAGCGACAAAUGGGUCCUCAAGUCAAAUGGCCCCCUAAGAUGAAGGUCUCGGAGACUAAUCAAAAUCCCAAGCGGUGGUGCGAGUUCCACAGUGACCAUGGUCACACUACGGAAGAUUGCAUAGCCCUGAAGAUGGAAGUCGCCGAGCUUCUCAAGAAAGGUUAUCUAAGGGAGUUCCUCUCAGAAAAAGCCAAGAACCUUCUAAAUAAGGAAGGUCCCGGUCUCCCUACCGAAGCAACUCCCGCCUUGCCACCACAGCAAGAGCGGGUGAUCCAUGUCAUCUCAGGCGGAUCGGAAGUAACGGAAUCAGUAGUGCCGCUGCCAAGAGAAGAGAAGGUCCUUGCUCCUCACCACGACACCCUUGUCAUUUCACUUCCCAUAGCAAACUGCUUGGUCAAGCGAAUACUAGUAAACAAUGGGAGCUCCAACAACAUUAUCUUCCAUUUGGCCUUCGCCGACCUAGGGUUGGAACUUACAUCCCUAACUAGAAAGGUGACUCCCCUUGUAGGCUUAAGUGGAGAGGUCAAGCAAACCUUAGGAGAAGUUCUUCUCCCCGUGUAUGCCGAGGGGAUAAUCCAGGCCACGAAAUUCCUAGUCGUCGAUUGCCCUUCAUCGUAUAAUGUGAUACUAGGAAUGCCUUGGAUCCACGACAUGGGAGCCGUACCUUCGACUUUGCAUCAGCUGGUCAAGUUUCCAACUCCCUGGGGCAUUAAGGCGGUCAAGGGAGAUCAGGAAAAUGCCAGGUCCUGCUAUCAGACUACCCUAAAGGGAAAGACCCAAGUCUUAUAG
Messenger RNA from Raphanus sativus (radish), 1065 nucleotides. RefSeq lists its product as uncharacterized. The transcript is spliced from 2 exons. Bases 1 to 1065 code for a protein of 354 amino acids. Lineage: Eukaryota; Viridiplantae; Streptophyta; Magnoliopsida; Brassicales; Brassicaceae. The record is from RefSeq and is a predicted model, not a curated record.